CUCCCACCCCAAUUGCAGCGUGCUUUCGUCGUGUUAAAUACAGACGCACGACGGACGGAGAUAAUUCAUCCCCCGGUUGUUACUUAUCGUCCUUCCCCGCAUCUCCCAACCCGGCUAUCCGAACCUCGUGCGUGCGUUGUGUCUUUAUUUAUUCCCGUUCUUCCACUCAAGAUGGAGAAGCUCGCCCGGCCUAUUCUUCAGCAGCUGUCCCGCCCACGCGCAAGAUAUCCCUUUACAAUUCCAACCCUAUACGGAAGACGACGAUACGCAAUGCACACAAUUCCUCCAUUGAAAGAUAAAUCACUCCUUAUUGGCAAGUGUUUUGUCAAUGGAGAGUGGGUGGAUGCGAAAAGCGGGGAAACGUUCGAAGUGACCGAUCCCUCGACGGGAAAGCUCAUUGGAACCUGCCCCGAAUUCACCGCCGAAGAAACCCAAAAGGCGAUCGACGCGGCAUCUGCGUCUUUUCCCUCGUUUCGCAAAACUUUGGCCCGGGAGCGGGCUCGUAUGCUACGAAGAUGGUACCAGUUGAUGAUGGAUAAUGCGGAGGACCUGGCGACGCUGAUCACAUGGGAGAACGGCAAGCCAUAUGCGGAUGCUAAGGGAGAAGUAGUCUACGCCGCCAAUUUUUUCGAAUGGUUCAGUGAAGAGGCUCCUAGAGUUUACGGAGACACCAUCCCAUCGUCCGUCCCAGGCAACAGAGUUAUGACCCUGAAGGAGCCGAUUGGGGUCUGUGGAUUCAUCACCCCAUGGAAUUUCCCCGCUGCUAUGAUCACCAGGAAAAUCGGCCCUGCCUUGGCUGCCGGAUGUACAGUUGUGGCAAAGUCUCCAGGCGAGACACCCUUCACAGCAAACGCUAUCAUGGAGUUAGGUCGCCGCGCGGGAAUUCCCAAAGGCGUUGUCAACCUUGUGACAGCUUUGAAAAAUACCCAGGAGCUUGGGAUGUGUUUGACCACCCACCCAGACAUCCGCAAAGUCUCUUUCACCGGCUCCACCAACGUGGGAAAGCUUCUUAUGAAGCAAUCCUCAUCUACAGUGAAGAAGCUAUCUUUCGAACUGGGUGGGAACGCCCCGUUCAUUGUAUUUGACGAUUGCCCUGAUCUCGACGCUGCUGUUGCUGGCGCCGUCGCUUCCAAAUUCCGUAGUUCGGGACAGACUUGCGUCUGUGCCAACCGUAUCUAUGUUCAAAAAGGAAUCUACGAUGAAUUUGCGGCUAAAUUUGCUGAGAAGGUCAGGGGCUUCAAGCUCGGUUAUGGUUUUGAUGAGGGUGUCACUCAUGGACCGGUCAUCCACUCCCGCGCAGUUGACAAGGUUACCCAACACGUCCGCGAUGCUGAAGCAAAGGGAGGGAAAGUUAUCCUGGGCGGAAAGCCAGCGAGCGAACUUGGCCCGAAUUUCUUCCAUCCGACGGUUGUCACGGGUAUGACCAAGGAUAUGUUGAUGGCAUCCGAGGAGACGUUUGGUCCUGUAGCAGGCCUCUUCCCGUUCGAGACGGAAAAAGACGUCGUCGAGUGGGCUAAUAAGGCUGAGGUGGGCCUUGCCGGAUACUUUUAUAGUAAGGAUAUUCGACGGAUCUAUCGCGUUGCUGAGGCCCUUGAAGUUGGCAUGAUUGGCGUCAAUACCGGAAUUAUCAGUGAUACUGCUUCGCCAUUCGGCGGAGUUAAGCAAAGUGGGUUUGGCCGUGAAGGCAGUAAGUAUGGAAUCGAUGAGUUCUUAAGCAUCAAAACAAUUACUUUCGGAGGCAUGGGUGGAGAACUUCAAGGGCACUUGUGA
Messenger RNA from Coccidioides posadasii C735 delta SOWgp, 1770 nucleotides. RefSeq names its product succinate semialdehyde dehydrogenase NADP+ linked (gene UGA2). The record is from RefSeq and is a predicted model, not a curated record. Gene Ontology annotation, molecular function: succinate-semialdehyde dehydrogenase (NAD+) activity. Gene Ontology annotation, cellular component: cytoplasm. Gene Ontology annotation, biological process: GABA catabolic process. NCBI's taxonomy places the organism in Eukaryota, Fungi, Ascomycota, Eurotiomycetes, Onygenales, Onygenaceae.